Molecule: messenger RNA, 2990 nt
Organism: Chinchilla lanigera (long-tailed chinchilla)
Lineage: Eukaryota; Metazoa; Chordata; Mammalia; Rodentia; Chinchillidae
Gene: Brf1
Product: BRF1, RNA polymerase III transcription initiation factor 90 kDa subunit
Biological process (GO): DNA-templated transcription initiation; transcription preinitiation complex assembly; transcription by RNA polymerase III
Cellular component (GO): nucleus; transcription preinitiation complex; transcription factor TFIIIB complex
Molecular function (GO): RNA polymerase III type 3 promoter sequence-specific DNA binding; TBP-class protein binding; RNA polymerase III general transcription initiation factor activity
Source: RefSeq, a predicted model, not a curated record
CGGGGGAGUGCGCCCGCUGAGGCCCCACCAUGACGGGCCGCGUGUGCCGCGCCUGCGGCGGCACCGACAUCGAGCUGGACGCGGCGCGCGGCGACGCUGUGUGCACGGCCUGCGGCUCGGUGCUGGAGGACAACAUCAUCGUGUCAGAGGUGCAGUUCGUGGAGAACAGCGGCGGCGGCUCGUCCGCCGUGGGCCAGUUCGUGUCGCUGGACGGUCCUGGCAAGCCACCAACCCUGGGCAGCGGCUUCCAUGUGAACCUGGGAAAAGAGUCAAGAGCACAGACACUGCAGAAUGGGAGGCGCCACAUCCACCACCUGGGGAGCCAGCUGCAGCUGAACCAGCACUGCCUUGACACUGCCUUCAUCUUCUUCAAGAUGGCCGCAAACAAGAGCCUCACCCGCGGACGCAAGAUGGCCCAUGUGAUCGCCGCCUGCCUCUACCUGGUGUGCCGUACAGAAGGCACGCCUCACAUGCUCCUUGACCUCAGCGACCUGCUUCAGGUGAACGUGUACGUGCUGGGGAAGACAUUUCUGCUCCUAGCAAGGGAGCUCUGCAUCAACGCACCAGCUAUAGAUCCAUGCCUCUACAUCCCACGCUUUGCCCACCUGCUGGAGUUUGGGGAGAAGAACCACGAGGUGUCGAUGACAGCCCUGAGGCUGCUGCAGCGUAUGAAGAGAGACUGGAUGCACACGGGCCGGCGGCCCUCAGGCCUCUGUGGAGCAGCCCUUCUGGUUGCAGCGAGGAUGCAUGAUUUCCGGAGAACUGUCAAAGAGGUCAUCAGCGUGGUCAAAGUGUGUGAAUCCACGCUGCGGAAGAGACUCACAGAAUUUGAAGACACCCCCACCAGCCAGCUGACCAUCGACGAGUUCAUGAAGAUUGACCUGGAGGAGGAGUGCGACCCCCCCUCGUACACAGCUGGACAGAGGAAACUGCGGAUGAAGCAGCUUGAACAGGUCCUGUCAAAACAACUGGAGGAAGUUGAAGGUGAAAUAUCCAGUUACCAGGAUGCCAUUGAGAAUGAACUGGAGAAUAGCCGGCCAAAGGCCAGGGGGGCUCUUGCCAACCUGUCAAAAGAUGGCUCUGUUGAGGAUACCACAUCCAGCCUCUUUGGCGAGGAGGACGCUGAGGAUGAGGAGCUGGAGGCAGCUGCCAGCCACAUGAACAAGGACUUUUACCGGGACCUUCUGGGUGGAGGCAGCAGCAACUCGGAUGCAGUAGAGAUCCCCGAGGAGGGCGGCCAGCCCUUGGCCCUGGAGUCCCUGCUUGGCCCGCUGCCCACAGCAGCCAGCUUAGGCAUCUCAGACUCCAUCCGUGAAUGUAUAUCGUCCCCAAGCGGGGAUCCCAAAGACGCCUCGGGGGACGGUGAGCUGGAUCUCAGUGGCAUCGAUGACCUAGAAAUUGACAGAUACAUCCUGAAUGAGGCAGAAGCCCGGGUGAAGGCAGAGCUGUGGAUGCGGGAGAAUGCUGAGUAUCUGCGAGAACAGAGGGAGAAAGAAGCGAGAAUAGCGAAGGAGAAGGAGCUGGGCAUCUAUAAGGAGCACAAGCCCAAAAAGUCUUGCAAGCGCCGUGAGCCCAUCCAGGCCAGCACUGCCAGGGAGGCCAUUGAGAAGAUGCUGGAGCAGAAGAAAAUCUCGAGCAAGAUCAACUACAGCGUGCUUCGCGACCUCAACAGCAAGGGUGCAGGUAGCCCCCAGAGGAACGACAUGCAGCCCACCGAGAAGGGCAAUGCCAGGAAGCUGUCAUGGAGGAGAGUGGUGGCCAGCAGGAGCGGGGCCGACCCUGGGACCAGUGUGGGGAAGAGGUUGAGGCCUCUGGUGUCUACACAGCCAGCUAAGAAAGCAGCCGUGGGAGAGGCUGCAUUUCUGAACUCCCCUGCCCUGGGACCCGAACUGGCCAGGCCAGCAGCAGUGCUGGUGGAGAGCGGCCCAGUGUCCUACCACCCUGAGGAGGUAGCUGACGAGGAUGAUGCAGAUGAGGAUGAUGGGGAACCCUGCAUCAGUGCCCUGAAAAUGCUGGGCAGCAAUGCUUAUGGUUGUGAUGGCGAUGAUGAUGAUGGCUACUGAAUGUGACCUCAAGACCAGCAGCAUCCUGAUUGGACCCUGAGCACAUCUCAUGGGGGCUGGCGGGACCCCCAGGCAUGGACCCCAAGACUUGAGGCCAGCCAGCACCUCCUGCUUGCUUGGAUGCUCUCAUCCCUCAGCCCAUGUGGCCUCCAUAGCACUUAACCAUGGGACCAUGUUUGAGCAACGUAAGGAGCAUUUCUACGCAGUAGGGGAAGUUGGACCAGCCUCUGUCUGACAGGACAUGGCCAGGGAGCCCCUGAAAGCUGGGUUCCAUCGUAUGGCCCAGCUUGCUGUUACUGGCCCAAUGGAGAACCCUCAGAGGUGGGCACUAUCAUGUCCCCAUUGUGAGGAAACAAACAGGAGCCCCUGGCCCAGCUUGCCAGCCCUGUACUCCAGGAUUCUGCUCUUGUCCCACAGCCUGAGGGCCCUGGCCUUGUGCAGUGAGUCCAUGGGGGCAGCCAGCUGCUUCUGCACUCUUAUCACCACAUGAGUCUAGAGCCAGUCCUCUGCCUUGAGCCUCCUUCCAAGAGGCAUGAGCUCCCCACUACCUCUGGGACCCCCUUACUGUAAGGCAGCACAGGGGCAACACAGGAUAAGGGGUCUGCACCUGGAGCUCAGGGGCCAUCCUGGAGCUCAGGCCUCUUCACCUGCAGGGCCUUGAGCCCUGCCUCCCUGUCUAUGGCCCUAGGGUGAAGAAAGCAGGGCUUCUACCUAAUUUAGGGCAAGGACACUGGCCUCCAGGUGGGUGGGCUGGGUGUCCUAUGCUGCUCUGCCUCUGGGGCAAGACCCAAGCCAAUGCGGAAACAGCAUGUUGGGGCCUGAAGUCCUCAGCCUUCCUUUUGCCCUGCCUAUACCUACAGCCAGCCUAGUCCAGAACUGCUGUGCUUCAAGUGAACUAAUGCAGAAAGACCUGUAUCUGAGCAGAAA